Messenger RNA from Mytilus trossulus (common blue mussel), 1920 nucleotides. RefSeq lists its product as uncharacterized. The coding region runs from base 87 to 1427 and encodes 446 amino acids. The record is from RefSeq and is a predicted model, not a curated record. The transcript has 8 exons. Lineage: Eukaryota; Metazoa; Mollusca; Bivalvia; Mytilida; Mytilidae.
UUCCGAUAUUAAGUUUCAGUGGAACUUUAAAGAUUCUAACAGAAGGGGAUCUGUUUUAUCUAUUCGUAUAUCAUUGAAAGUAUAUAAUGUCAGUGAUACAACCGGUUGGUCGGGGAGAUUAUUUUAUCCCUCGAGAGUAUAGAAGACGGCCUAACAUCGAGGUGAUUCUUCAAGAUAUGGAGUCUUAUAUCAACAAGCGAACAUUAGACAUUGCCGAUCGAGAAUAUGUCACACUUAUGGAUAAUGAAUAUCAUCUCCUCAAGAAGUAUCGAGAUAAGUAUAAUGCAUACGUACAAAACAUACAGAGAAUAGAUAAACAGAUAGCAGCUGAUUCCGACUUUUUGACUGCCAGUAACCUGUAUGUAGUACUAAAGAAAGCAUGCGAUAACUGGCGACCUAAAGGGAAAACUGCCAUGGAAGAAUUUAGAGAACUACAGAAUUUUACAAAGCUUUAUAGUGACUUAGAGCGUUCAUAUGGUAAAGAUGGUGGAACCUACAAAGCUAUUCCUAACGUCCAUACCUCCAUACUGGGGCAGCAACCCAAAGAUGAAUAUAGUCCUCGUAGUCAGAGUUAUGAAUCUCCAAGAUCGGAUUCUAAGGCUCUAUCCAUCUCGUAUGUUCCGAUUGAAGCUUAUGAAAAGUUAGAAAGGAAAUUGGGUAAACAAGAGGAAGUCAUUGCAAGAAAAGGAGCAGAAAUAAAUGAGCUAAGGAGCAGGAUUGGCAGCAUAUCAGCUAGGGAUUCUUUUCCUGAACAUCUUAGUCCUACAAAAAUAGCGGACAAAUUUAAGAAUCUGUAUGAGGUAGAAUGGUAUGCUGCUGUGGGAUUGAUUGGCACUAAACAAGGACAACGGAGGCAUCAAACAUCAGAGGAGGAGGACUAUGCAAUAUAUAAACUACUUCGAAUAAUCAGAUAUGGCUACACAUGGUGCAAGAAGCUGGCUGCAGAGCAGUUAGAUGAACUUUCUGAUGCCAUGUCACAACCUGUAGCAGAUCCUGGUGUAAAACCGGCCUCUCGAUUGAGUAACACAGUAGCAAAAACACCAAGAACAGGGAGAGUGUCGUCCAACCUAGUUUUACAACAAGCCAGAGAUUUCAGGAAGCAGAUGGCUGUCUCGUCAGUCGAUGCCGUGGUAGAUAGGUUUAAAGUAGAAGUGAUAAAAGACGAGUUAGGUAUGGAUAUCCAGCAAUUGUCACCUACAGUUAUCAAGUUUAUCCACAAAGCAGCCGAGUUAUUGUGGUAUAUGUGUAUACUUGAUCCCCCAAUGUACAUUGCCUGGCCGGAAUAUAACGAAACAUUUGAUACAACAAAAUAUAUAUUUUAUAAACAGAAAGAUAAAGGACGGAAAGUAAAGGUUCCUGUCUGGCCUGCUCUUUACCUACAAGAGAAGGGACAGCUUGUAACAAAAGGUUUUGCAAAAGGAUACUAAAAUUUAUCAACGAUUACUGUGAAUUAAUAUGUCGGUUGAUUUUGGCGAAAUUGCCAUCAUGGUAUAGUCCUGUAAUGCUUGACAAUAAUUUCUAUUUCAAAUUUCCACAUUACGUUUGAAUUUCGUUUAUACAAAGUUAUUCCGUCAGACUAAAGUUUUCUUAAUAUAUUUUUUAUUAAUGUUUUAUAGUUUGUGGUGUACUCUUCUGCAAUAAUUGUUCAACCGGUUUCACUUUGUACACCAACGACCGAGUUAAUAUUGAACUUUUAACUUUUAGUUAUUAUCCUCAAUUUUGGUAAUUGAUAAAUUCCAAUAUCAAAUUAAAAAGGAAAAGUCAAAGUUCAGCACCAUAGGUACAAAUGUAGUACAAAAAGAGUUGAAGAAUUGUCGUGUUAUUUGUUGAAUUAUGCAAAUUUUGGUAAAAAACCGCAUCUGAUCAUGAUUGAAUUAUGUUAUUUGAGUUGUUACAGUUUUAUUUUGUAAAAUGAAAAGA